CACUUCUCUAAAUCUCUUUCGCCAUUACCACCCUGCUCUCACGAGCAAAAUACGGUAAUAUGGCUACCGGAGCUGCCGGCGAUGCAAUUUUCCGGGGAGUAUUCGAAGGAUCUAUCUCCGGUCACGAUCUAGAAAUUUCAAAAAGGCCAUACCACCGGAAUUGUGGCUGUGCGUUACAUAAAUCGAGAGGGAACUGUUCUCAUUCGUCGAGAAAUAUGAAUAUUUCGUAUCCGAUUCGCCGGUCGUGGAGUGAAGGAUGUUUAUCGUUGGUUGCGGCGGCGUCAGCAGCGGCGUCCGGUCAUUCAUCGCCGUGUUCUUCACCUACUGUGACGGUUGCCGAUAUGAGUAAGAGGAAUUUGCUUCCGGUUAAUGAAGACGGUGAAGAUCUCGUUUUCCGUAAGGUUUAAUAAUUUUAAUCUUUUUUUCUAAUUAAGGUAAUAAUAAUUGCUGUUUUUUUAUACUCUAUUAAACAAAAAAAUUAUUAGCUGUUGUUUGAUUUUUAUGAGAUUUGUUUGUUUAAUGUGUAUUUGACAGCGAAGAAAAAUUCUUAAAUUUUGGAGAAAAUAGCUUUCAAUCUUCAUGAUUUAUUAUUA
This is a messenger RNA of Solanum lycopersicum (tomato), 593 nucleotides long. RefSeq lists its product as uncharacterized. NCBI's taxonomy places the organism in Eukaryota, Viridiplantae, Streptophyta, Magnoliopsida, Solanales, Solanaceae. The record is from RefSeq and is a predicted model, not a curated record.